Symbiodinium sp. CCMP2592 is the source of this 444-nucleotide messenger RNA. Lineage: Eukaryota; Dinophyceae; Suessiales; Symbiodiniaceae. The record is from the annotation of a GenBank genome assembly.
AUGCAGUUCGUGGAAGCCCACAAAGUGCCUGUGGGCUUAGUGGCGAUUCUCGUGAUGACUUGCGUCAGCCCGCCAUCAUCAUUGGCGGCGAGAACCUGGAUAGGGGGCUUCCUGAAAGGCAAGUGGAAGCCGAGGAGCUGCAAUUCGGAUUCCUGGGAUGCCCCGAAGGACGAGUGCAACUCUGUGGAUGGAGGCGCACUUCACGUCCGCGGUUUGGGCAUCCCGCGCCACUCCCAGCCUGAAGAGGCUCCCUUCCCCAAUCUGACACGCCUUGCACUAGACUGGACUCGGCAGGCGCUCACGAAGUUCGUGCUCACGUCUUUCCCGAACAUCGGGUUGCCGCUCAACUCGGACCGUAAUGCGCUGACAUCCUGGUUGAGCAGAUCAACUCGGCGACACAAGGUGCUGUUUGCCAUCCCGGGCAAGAGUGAGGAGGAGUCUUAA